UCAUCUUGGUUCUUGUCCUUCUGAGUUUCUGAGGUUUCAUUGCUCGAAUAACUAGUUGAAGCUGGAAAUCUUUAUUAGGAAGAACUGAGGGAGGAAAGAUUGAAGGCAAAGGAAGAAGCAGAGGACCUUGCACAGGAAAUGGCUGAACUAAGGUAUCAGAUGACGUGUUUGCUUGAAGAAGAACGCAAACGCCGUGCUUGCAUUGAACAAGCGUCUUUACAAAGAAUAGCUGAGUUGGAGGCACAGAUUCAAAAUGAACCACAAAGAUCUUUGGCUGUUGUUAGAUGUCACCAUCAAACAUAGUAUUUGCUGCACUAGGAUUUGGCAAGGUCAACCAAUUCAAAAAUUUUGGUGCCUGGUCAAUGCUGUGGCGUGCUUGUUAAUAUUUCUGGCAGAUUCCAGUAAUGGGUUGUGAUGUGUGAUUUUUCUCAAGGGAUAUCUUGCAGCGAACAGAAACAUGGUCUAAUGGUGGAUGUAGAUGUAUAUAUUUUGCAUCAACAGAGAGUUUGAAGGAUGAAAUUAUGAGGUGGCCACAUGUACCAGGUUGAACUAAGUUUCGUUCUUCCUCUUCUUUAGUAGAUAGGUUCACAUUGAGAUUAGAGUUUUACAUAUUUGAUAAAGGUUGUGAGGGUGCAUUUGAAGAUUGCAAACUGUAAAGUAGAUCUGCCAAACAAAGCAUGUUUUGCAGUAGAAUUUCUCUUGGACUUCAUUCUUUGUAAGAUGAAGACAUGGAUGUAUAGAAUUAACUCUGUAAUUAGAUUGAAAGGAUAAGUUUUAAGUUUUGACUAUUCAACUACCAGACAGACUCACAUACAUUAGUUAUUCGGUUCCAUUUGAGGUAAUGGAGUCAUGACUAUGAGCACUGUAUCUUUUGUUCUCUUCCCGAAGUAUCAAUGACUGA
Molecule: messenger RNA, 901 nt
Organism: Rubroshorea leprosula
Lineage: Eukaryota; Viridiplantae; Streptophyta; Magnoliopsida; Malvales; Dipterocarpaceae
Source: the annotation of a GenBank genome assembly